Molecule: messenger RNA, 4206 nt
Organism: Stylonychia lemnae
Lineage: Eukaryota; Ciliophora; Spirotrichea; Sporadotrichida; Oxytrichidae
Source: the annotation of a GenBank genome assembly
AUGUAGUUCAGUAAAACUCAAGAUCUUAUAAGCAGAUGGGGGGAUUUAUACAUUCAGAAAAUUCUAGAUCGAUAUCAAUAGCAAAUUCAAACUUCACCCAGUAUUAAAGUAUUAGUGGCUCAUUUUUAUCGAGUGUCGGAGCAGAUACUGUAAUUCAAAUCUCCAGCUCAAAAUUUGAUAAAAAUAAAGAAUUUGUAGUUCCUAGUUAGGUUUGGAGGAGUUAUUGCUGUUAUAAACUCUAGUUUCUAGGAUAUUGAUUCAACCUAUAGAAAUAGUGUUGCUAAUUAUGGAGGAGUAAUGUACAUGAAAGAUAUUUACUCUCUAACUCUAAAUAAUAUAUCUAUGGAAUAUAAUGUUGCUUCUGAUUCAGGAUCUGUGAUUUAUAUUGAUUAAAUUAAAGAUGAUAUCAAAUUAUCUAACAUUACAAUCAGACACAGUUAGGCUACUUUUAAUGGAGCAAUAUACUACACAAGUUAGUACUAAAAUGAAAUUGAACCUAGAUAUUUUAAUUUCUACAUGAAAGAUGUUACUAUUGAAAGCACUAAAUCUUAAUUGAAAUGCUUCCUCUACUUUGAUAAUAUAAAUGGAGUACUAAUAUCUGAAAGACUAUAUAUGAAUUAUACAUCAGUCAUAACAGAUUCAAGUAUCUAUAUUUAAAACGCAGUUAUGGUUGAAUUACAUGAUAACUAGUUAUAUAAUCCAAUAGGCAGGCAAGAGUCUAGUUUCUUAUAUAUUCGGAAUUUGCAAUAAUCGGCUUAUCUAAGUAACACUAACAUUGAUUGCUUCAGUUAUGGUGGUCCAGACUCAUAUGAUGAACGAUUAGUCCAAUAGGUUAUUCUUGAUGAUUUUCAAUAAAUUUACGAAGAUUCAAGGUUAAUCUCCUCACUAAUACUUAUAAAUUUUGGAUAACUCCAAUUGAACAAUUUUACAGUUUAAAAUUGUGAUAUUAGAGGCUAAUAAUAAUAGAUAAUAGUAGCUAAUCUCGAAAAAAAUACAAUCAUUAUUCACAAUUCAACAUUUACAAAUAUUAUAGCAAAGGGAUUUUACUAUGGAAUAGACUAGUAACUCUAUUUGGCAAAUGUAGAAAUUAUUGAUGUCUAUAACUUGAUUAAUUCACUUUUUCAGUUGUUUGAUUCAAUACUUUCAUUAAGCAAUGUAACUUUAAGAGCUAUAUAAGGAAAAUAUGGAGGUCUCUUUGAUAUCACACGUGAAGAUAUGCUUAGACCUACUGAAUUUAUAAUAAAGAAAAGUAUUUUCUAAGAUAUCAUCAUAGAUCAUGAAUACUCUUUUUUUAUAGCUAUAAGAGGUUUUGAUUUUAUGUAUUUAGAUGAGAUACCGUAAACUAAGUUAUUAUUAAAAACUCAUAUAUUGGAGAUUUUUAAGCAGUAGAGGGAUAGACUUAAUUUCUAUAUAGCAUAGUGUUAGAGAUCAAAUGAUGGUUAAUUUAUUCAUCUUGUAAACACAGGAUUUGAUGAUUAUCAAUCUACAUUUUAAAACAACUUUGCAUCUUAAGGAGGAGUUUUUUCCUGCAACAACUGCACAAUUAAAAUGGAAAAUAGUAUUUUUAAAAAUAAUGUAGCUAAUCAAGGAGGAUGUAUUUUUACUGAUAACACUGUAUAAGUCAUACUAAUUAAUAUAACAAUUAUCAAUAAUAAGGCUUUACGUGAUGGAGGUUUCAUAUAUCUAAGAUUAAACAAUAAAUAAUCAGAUGCAGAAUCAAUUUUUAUCCUAAAAGAUUCAAACAAGUUAUCUAAUAAUUAGGCAGAAAGAGGUGGCUUUAUUUAUUCUGUUAAUCCAAGUGCAAGUAUUACCCUGCAAAAUAUAACUGUUUCAAGUGCUUAUUCUACUUAAAAUGGAGGUUUCAUUAGUUUGCAAAGUGGACUCAAGCUUUUAAUCUAAAAUUCUAACUUCGAUUCUUUUAAAUCUGCUCAUGGUGCAUUAAUAUAUUCUAUAGCUGACACAAUUACUAUAAACAUUGCUAACUCGAUUUUUAUUUGUGAUAAUCUGGAAACUUUCAAAAACAAGUCCUUUUAGCUUACUGAUAGAAAUUAUUUAAGCGACUCAGAUACUCAGUUUUAUGUAUCUAAUGCUAAACAGCUUUAAUCGUCUUAAAAUUCAUUUUAGUACUGUGGAACUUCUUCAUUAGGAGGUGUAUUUACCUUAACUAAAACGAAAUUCAGUGAUUUCAAAUCAAAAUUUUUAUACAACUCAGGAUAAUAUGGUGGUGUUAUCAAUAGUUAAGAAAGUCAAAGUGAAUUAAUCUAAUCUAAAUUUAGCAGCAAUCAGGCUAAAUUAGGAGGUGCCUUUUAUAUGGUUUCAUACUCUAAUCUGACUAUAAUAAAUUGUUAAUUCUCAUAAAAUUAUGCUUCAGAAUCAGGUGGUGUAAUAUUCUUGUCAACGCAGUCUAUUUUACAAAUAUAAGGAUCAGAAUUCACAAAAAAUGUAGCUUCAGACAAUUCAGUCAUUGAUGUGCUUGGAGCCAACCUAAAUUACGAUAUAAAGAUUGAAAAAUCUAUUUUUGAAUUUAACUAUUCAACAAGAAAUACUCUAUCCUUUGUUUAUGCAAACAUUUUUAUUUCAGAUUCACAAUUUAAAAAUAAUAUUGCCCGAGAAAGAACGAAAGGAAUACUUUGUGGAGCCAGAUCAAAGGGAGGAGCGAUAUAUGCUUCAAACUUUAAGUCUAUUUAUAUUGGAAAUAAUACAAUUUUAAAAGACAAUUUCGCAAUUGAUUCAGGAGAGGACAUUUAUCUAACAAAUUCAGUAAAUACUUUGACUUUGAAUAAAGUACAAAUAUCUAAUGUUAAUGCUAAGAAUUCCAUUUAUAUCGAUAAUUUAAGAUCAGCAUAUGGGGGUGCAAUAUACAUUAUUGAUUCUGAUUUAAAUAAAGGAAACACAGACAUUGAGAAAAACAGAAAAUAUUAUAUAGUUAACUCAGUUUUUAAUAACUGUUCAGCUUAAGUAGGAGGAGCAAUAAUGACUGAAAACGCCUAAUCAAUUUUAGUGAUGGAUAGUUAAUUUAUUUGGAAUAAAGCAAUAAAUAUUAAAGAAUAAUAAACUUAGGUUUCAUCAUCAGGAUCUGGUGGAGCCAUAUAUUAUACAUGCGAUAAUAAUAUUUUGAACUGCAAACUAACUUUUUAUGGUAUAAACAUGUUUAAAUCAAAUGAUGCUCUUAUAUAAGGUGGAGCUAUAUAUUGGAAUUCACUUGAGCCUAUUUAUAAUAAUUCUAAUCUUAAUUUCAUAAAUAACUCUGCAAAGUAUGGAGACAAUAUGGCAUGUUAUGCAUAAAACCUUGGCUCACUUUCAAAAUAUUAAUAUAAAGAGCAAAUGAUUAAAUUAGGACUAUACACAUUAGAUGAUUUUGACUUUAGAAUGCUUGAAUAAUCAAAUUCAGAAAAAAUAAUGUUUAAUUAGACAUUUGAUAAUUAGAGAAGUGGAGGAUCUAUACCAAUCAUAUAUAUGGCGCUAAUAGACAAAUAUGGUCAGAUUGUAGGUUCUGAUUUUUAAAACUAAAAAGCAAGUAUGUAUCCACCUAUUCUAGAAGGCAGUAGUGAUUUUUCUAUUUAUGGAGGAAUAGCAGUAAUAGAUAACGUUUAAAUUACUGGGAAUCCGGGGAGCAAUUAUUAAAUAUCAUUUUCAACUGAUGGUAUUGAUCUAACUAAACUAUCAAACAAGGAAUCUUUACAAAAAUUGAGUAGUAGCGAUCUUAACUUCUUAUUAGAUCUAAAGCUAAGAGAAUGUUAAAUUGGAGAGCAAUUCACAUCAGUUGGUAAAUGCCAGGAAUGUGAUGAUAGCUAUUCUUUAAAAUAGAUGAAAGAACCUGGUUCUUGCGAGAUUUGUCCUUCUGAAAAAGCAGUGUGUUUGGGCGGAGCUAAUAUUGGUCCCUUACCAGGAUACUGGAGAUAGAGUAAUAUGACUAAGAAUAUAGAAAAAUGUCUGUUUUAGAAAGCUUGUCUUGGAAUGAUUGCUCCUAAUUAUAAUCCAAUCGGAGAUUGCCUUAGAGGAUACAGAGGCAUUCUGUGUGCUGAUUGCGAAAAGGGCUUCUCAAGAGAUAAUGAUUAUUAAUGUACAUAAUGCCCUGAGCACUGGGCUAACUCAUUAAGGUUACUGGCAAUUUUAGUAGCGGUCGUUAUUUUGAUCGUAUUUAUGUAUCUAUAUGAAGAUUCUACUCAAUCAUUUUUAACUAUUACUUAUGACUUCUUCAUUUGA